AUGCUGAAACAAUGUCUCUUGCUGCUGCUGGCCAGUACCCUGAACCUUCACAAAACGGCUGCAGACAACUGUCCUUGCGGCUAUAUCCUCAACUCCACCCAGUGGGGUGGCAGCACAAUCUUCACAAACAAGAUCCUCACAGACUUUACGAAUCCGAAGCCCUCUCUCACAUGGUCUGAUGACCCAGACUUCGACUGGCAAGCCCAAGCCUACAACGUCUCCGCCUCUUCCGCACGGGGGCCAUACGGCAAACUAGCACAAACAGACAAUGUCUUACUCUCUGGCUCAGCUGGCUUGGAUCUAUAUGUUCGAAGCCAGACUGUGGACGGCAUGGUCCCUACGGCAGAAGUAGUCACCUCACGAACCGACAUCCUCCACGGCAGCUUCAGAAUCGGCAUGCAAACACCCGCUACAAACGGCACAUGUGCCGCUUUCUUUUUCUACCACGACGACAGCCAAGAAAUCGAUAUAGAGAUCCUCUCGGCCCAACAAUACAGUCCUACAAAUCCGGGAAAGCAUCCGGUGAACUUGGUUUUGCAGUCCCCUGCCAGCGUCUCCGCAGGUUACAACGCAGCAGACACGCCGGACUUUACGCGGUGUAACCUUACCUUUGACCCUACAGCCGCGGUACACGAAUAUCAGUUCGACUGGCUCGGAGACAGGAUUGAUAUGUUCGCUGACGGGCACUGGCUCAAUUCUUUCUACGAUAAUCUUCCUUCUCAGGCUGGAGCUAUUCACAUGAUUCACUGGUCGAAUGGGGAUCCGGGGUGGAGUGCUGGACCGCCUAUUACGGAUGCAGUGAUGAGGGUGACGUACGCUGAGCUGUUCUUUAACACUAGUCAGAAUACGUUGCCGACUUGGUGUGAGGCGAAGAAUUUCUGUCCGAUCCCUGCACUGCCUGGACCGCCUGAUACGGCUGCUGGUGGGGUUGGCGGAGCGGCAGCACCCACGGCGAAGUCAGAGAGUGGACGUGCUGUUGGAGAUAGCCAUGGGCUGGAGUAUUGGGUUGUUGGAUGGUGCAUUACGAUUGUGAUGAGUAGGUUAUGA
Recurvomyces mirabilis is the source of this 1047-nucleotide messenger RNA. RefSeq lists its product as uncharacterized. The record is from RefSeq and is a predicted model, not a curated record. Gene Ontology annotation, molecular function: hydrolase activity, hydrolyzing O-glycosyl compounds. Gene Ontology annotation, biological process: carbohydrate metabolic process. The coding region runs from base 1 to 1047 and encodes 348 amino acids. The transcript has a single exon. Lineage: Eukaryota; Fungi; Ascomycota; Dothideomycetes; Mycosphaerellales; Teratosphaeriaceae.